Carassius auratus (goldfish) is the source of this 2741-nucleotide messenger RNA. RefSeq names its product carcinoembryonic antigen-related cell adhesion molecule 3-like. The coding region runs from base 121 to 1326 and encodes 401 amino acids. The record is from RefSeq and is a predicted model, not a curated record. The transcript is spliced from 5 exons. NCBI's taxonomy places the organism in Eukaryota, Metazoa, Chordata, Actinopteri, Cypriniformes, Cyprinidae.
GCGGAAGUCAGCAAAUCAUUAACAUCGUCUGUGGUUUUGCUAUACACAUCUUUACUGCAGGCGCUCAAAGGUUUUUAAACUUGACUGAAACUAUUUCAGAGCCCUGAACUGCUGAAGACAAUGUUUCACACAUAUACUUUUAGCUGUUUGUGCUGUUGGCAUCUGGUUGGUGUGUGUGGUGAUACAGACACAGUGAAGUCAGUGUCAGUGAAGGAGGGAGAUUCAGUCACUCUACAGAUUAAUGUCACUGAAAUACAGACAGAUGAUAAGAUCGACUGGAAAUUCGGAACUAACAAUAUUGUAAUAGCUAGAAUUAGGACAAAGACCAGUGAGAUUUUUAAUGGUACUGAUGGGAGAUUCAGAGACAGACUGAAGAUGGAUCAUCAGACUGGAUCUCUGAUCAUCACAAACACCAGAACCACAGACUCUGGACUUUAUGAAGUGAAGAUCAGGAGCAGCAGUAGAUCAGAGGAUACACACAGAUUCAGUCUUACUGUCUAUGGUGUGUUUGCUGAUACAGACACAGUGAAGUCAGUGUCAGUGAAGGAGGGAGAUUCAGUCACUCUACAGAUUCAUGUCACUGAAAUACAGAAAGAUGAUAGGAUCGACUGGAAAUUCGGAACUAACAAUACUGUUUUAGCUAGAAUUAGGACAAAGACCAGUGAGAUUUUUAAUGGUACUGAUGGGAGAUUCAGAGACAGACUGAAGCUGGAUCAUCAGACUGGAUCUCUGACCAUCAACAACACCAGAACCACAGACUCUGGACUUUAUGAAGUGAAGAUCAGGAGCAGCAGAUCAGAGGAUACACACAGAUUCAAUGUUACUGUCUAUGGUGUGUGUGGUGAUACAGACACAGUGAAGUCAGUGUCAGUGAAGGAGGGAGAUUCAGUCACUCUACAGAUUAAUGUCACUGAAAUACAGACAGAUGAUGAGAUCGACUGGAAAUUCGGAACUAACAAGAUUCUUAUUGCUAGAAUUAAGACAAAGACCAGUGAGAUAUUUGAUGGUCCUGAUGAGAGAUUCAGAGACAGACUGAAGCUGGAUCAGACAGGAUCUCUGAUCAUCACAGACACCAGAACCACAGACUCUGGACUUUAUGAAGUGAGGAUCAGCAGCAGCAGUAGACCAGAGGAUACACACAGAUUCAAUGUUACUGUCUAUGACUGUACAUUCUGUUGUCAUGUUCCUGAAGCUGUGACUCGAUUGGUCAUCUCUGUUUUGGUGGGUAUGGCUGCAGCUUUUAUUGUGGUGUAUGACAUCACAUCCAGAAAAGAUGAACAGGAAAGAAUGGAACAGACAUCGUCAUCAUCAGACCCUCACAGAUGAACCGUUUUCAUCUUCCCUUUAGCCAGACCAUAAUUCAAUUCAGAAUUCAACAAAAAUAUGGCAUUAUAGUUUAAAGCCCAGUGCUUAUAGUGAUUAAUCUAUUUCCUCGUAAUGAUUAUAUAUUGGACAGGUAAGGGAAUUAAUUGUUGUGUGGACCUCUCUUUAAAUCUCAUGACUGUCAGUGUAAUUUACAGUACUGCUGCUCCCUAUGAGUACGCAGUUUGCAUAGGGCACCAACUCCCAGGGGGGCACCAUCACAGUUGUUAAAAAAAAUUAAUAAAAUGUGACAUUCCCUUUGCACCCGCGCCUGCUUGCACCUCGUGUUUGCGGUUGAAUGCAAAUGAUCAUAAUUGAUGGACAGCUGUACCCGGGAAAAGACAUCAGCAAUCCGGAGCCGAGAAAAGAAAAAUAGUAAAAGUUCAUAAUUCUGUGAAAUUAUUUUGCCUUUUGACGUUCAUAACGUGCAUUAAUGUCUGUAAUAAUUUCUCCACCAAAUUAACCACAGUUUUGUUACUUCAAAUAGUAAUUUACAAAAAAGUAUUAAGAUGAUAAUAUUUUUGUGGUUAUAAAAACAGACGUAGGCCAACAAUAGGCUUUAAAAUGACUUGAAGGGGUCAUAUGAUGUUGCUAAAAUGAACAUUAUUUGGUGUAUUUGGUGUAAUGAGAUGUGUUAUGUUAAUGAAAUGGGUUCAAUGUACUGUUACCAUGUGUUCACACCAGUUUAUUUAUAUUAUAAAUAAUAGUACAGUAGUCCCAGUUUACUUUUAAACCUUUAAACCAGUGAUUUUCAACCUGUGGUCCACGGCCAGUGGCCCACAAUACCAGUGGGUCGCGGUGGUAUUGCAGGUGGGCCACCAAUUAUUUUCUGUUCAUUUCCAGUCCAUUCUAGGGCUGUGCGAUUAAAAGAAAUUGUCAUAAAAUCACGAUUUGGGCGUGCGCAAUUUCUAAAUCGCUUUAUAGCACUAUUUUACGUGGCCCUGACCUCCCGUAGUAUGCUAUCUGAUCCAAUCAGAAUGCAUUGCGCCAAGCGGGAGAACAGAAAAGACUGGGCAUAUACCUUACUCCAGGUUCACACACUGUCUGUGAUCCGCCUUUUUUCCAAGCCCAUGUUAAUGGAUCAAAGCGUUCAGACUGCACGCGGUAAAAGGCUAAAUAAAAACGUGCGAAAAUAAUUAAUAUCUAACACAUGAACAGGGAGAGAAUUGUGAGUGCACAGGACACAGUUUAAGUGAGAGGAGACACGUUUUAAGUUCGCACACUCUCUCCGCGCUGUUUUUGUAACGUCUGGUUUUGAGACAGAGAGAUUUGCACUCGUGCAUUAUUUUAAUGUGCUUUCGCGUUAUAUUUAUACACUCUCACUGCUGACCGCAUACAUAUACUGUAUACACACUGCAAACACCUGAGGCACCGCUAAA